Messenger RNA from Sparassis crispa, 7752 nucleotides. Its product is annotated as putative polyketide synthase. Gene Ontology annotation, molecular function: 3-oxoacyl-[acyl-carrier-protein] synthase activity; fatty acid synthase activity. The record is from RefSeq and is a predicted model, not a curated record. The transcript has 24 exons. The coding region runs from base 1 to 7752 and encodes 2583 amino acids. Lineage: Eukaryota; Fungi; Basidiomycota; Agaricomycetes; Polyporales; Sparassidaceae. Gene Ontology annotation, biological process: fatty acid biosynthetic process.
AUGUCGGGCGAGGUCGCGAUAGUCGGCAUUUCCGCCGAAUUACCUAGCGGGUCCUACUCGGAAUCUAACUUGGACCAUGAAUCUUUCUACGAGUUCUUGAUGAACCGGGGGCAGUCUUACGAACGACUACCCUCGAGUCGUUUCAAUAUUGAUGCAUGGAAGGGCAACGGGCUGGCGGAGAUCCACGUCGACCAAGGCUCAUUUCUCAAAGAGAUUGACAUGUUCGACAACGUCGAGUUCGGCAUAUCUGCCCGGGAUGCCCGGUACAUGGCUCCUGUCACCAGAAGGCUCCUCGAAAAUUGCUUUCUCGCAUUACUGGAUUCGGGGGUUGACUACAGGAUGAAGAACGUUGGAUGCUUUACCUCCGGCAAUGCAUUCGAGCUGACGAACAUCUCUGAACCCGACGAGUAUGAUGCCAAGGGUACCUUCUCUGGUCUACCAGCAAUGGUGGCAAAUCGUAUCUCGAACCACCUUGACCUACUUGGUCCCUCUCUUCCUACCGACACAGCAUGUAGUUCUACUCUCACGGCAUUGCACCUGGGGAUACAAGCAAUUCUCAGUGGAGAUUGCGAAGCUGCUGUCAUUGGUGGUUGCCAGUUGAACCAUCGGUUUUUGGAUUGGUUCAUGUACAGCCAAGGUGGUAUUCUAUCCAAAGACGGAAAGUGCAAACCGUUCGACACAUCAGCAGAUGGAUUCGCGAGGGCGGAAGGUUGUGUCGCAAUUGUGAUCAAGCCACUCGAGCAAGCAUUGAAAGACCACGACCGUAUCUACGCAACGGUAUUGGGUACUGCGAUCAAUUCUACAGGAUCAGGAGCCCCUCCUGGCGCGCCAGUUGCAGAGUCGCAACGUGAUGCGAUGAUACAGGCCUUCAAGCGUGCUGGACGACAACCACAGGAGGUUGACUAUGUCGAAGCUCACGCCACAGGCACGGCUAAGGGAGAUCCAACGGAGGCCAAUUGGAUUGGCGAGCACUUCCAUAGAGAGGAUGAAUUGGUCAUUGGCAGCGUCAAGGGAAACAUCGGACAUACCGAGAUUGCGGCGUUCUUGACAUCUCUGUCUAAGGUGAUGUCGACAUUCAAACAUGGCGUCAUCCCGCCUAACGUGAAUCUUACGAACUUGAACGCUGCAAUACACUGGGACGAGUACAAGCUUCGAGUACCGACAGAACCGACAAGGCUCCCUUGUCGGAGUGACCGAUCCUUGGUCGCAGUAGCUUGUUCUGGUAUUGGAGGCUCCAAUGGUCAUGCAGUUAUUCAAAGCCCUCCCGCAGCGGCACGUUUGUGCGACCAGAGCGCACCGAACCCAGACCGACCUGUCUUGCUCAUGGCCUGCGGGUUGUCGCCACGGAGUGCCUCUUCUGUGGCAGAGGGAAUUCAAGACCUGCUGAAGCAAGAUCAGAUCGAUCUCUCUGCUUUGUCUACUGUCUUGGGUCGGCGAUCGAAGCAAAUGACGUGGAGAUCAUUUGCGGUGUUGGGAGGCUCUCAGUCGAGCUCUCCAGUGUUCUCUAACCCGCAGCACUGUUCGCGUGCGUCGCGAUCAACCGUGAUGAUUUUCUCCGGACAAGGUCCCCAGCACAAAGACAUGGGCCGCGUCUUGUUCGAGAUGUUCCCCGUUUUUCGCCAGAGCGUCAUGGAAAUGGACAGUGUUUUCGUGAAAGCCACAGGGAAGUCACUGAGAGCAGACUACGGUCUCUUCGAUGGAACGCCGCCCCCGGAGAUGUCGGAUGUUUGGCCAAUAUCCUUGAUUUUACCCUCUCUCGCGAUCUUCCAGAUCGCUCUGUAUGACCUGCUCGUCAGUCUCGGCGUCAAGCCCGACAUCGUCCUCGGACAUUCGGCAGGAGAAACGGCAGUACUAUACGCCUCGGGCGCUGGGUCGAAGGCGAUGGCGAUAGAACUGGCUAUCCUUCGUGGAAGAGUGUUUUCGUCCCUGGAGUGUAUGGGCGGGACGAUGGCUGCAGUUUCUUGUGGCCCCUCCGACGCGUCCGAGCUUCUCGCUCAGUAUCGCGCUGAGGAUCCUGACAGUAUCGUUGAGAUCGCAUGUUUCAAUUCUCCCUCUGCAGUCGCCCUUGCAGGCCAGAAUGCGGCAAUCGAUCGAGUGUUGGAGCUUGCGAAACUUCGCGACGUCUUUGGGCGCAGAAUACGGACGAAAGUGCCCAUCCAUUCGUCGAUGAUGGAAGCUUGCCGCGACGAGUACUGUGGAGGCCUGCGUGAGCUCUUCGAGAGGUAUCCAGGUCCCCAUGUACCCCAGAUUUCGACGUACUCCACAUUUACAGGGGAACUCUUCUCCGGACCGUUCGACGCCCAGUAUUUCUGGGAUAACACGCGCUCCCAGGUUCGAUUUACACAGGCGAUGGAAGCGCUAGGAAGAUCUCAGAAUUUGGCGUUCAUCGAGAAUGCGCCGCACCCAGUGCUCUCGGCAUACGUGUCGUCUAUGGUUGACCAGUCGUGCCCUGUUCUCUCCACGGUUCGACGCUCGAAAGGCGGGAAGCUCCUGUCCGAGUACAACGACAUUCUGAACUUCUGUGGUCAGCUGACUACUGCAGGCCAUAACUGUGUCGACUUCACAUCGCUGAACACCCGUGCUUGUUAUGAACUUGAUGUCCGGUUACCUGUGUAUCCGUUCACAAAGAAGCAGUUCCCUUUGUACCCAGAUACGGCCGGGUAUGCGAAGCAGAUGGAUUCACGAAGGGGUCCUAUGAAUCACAAGUACAUGAAGAUGAACAAGGAGACUCAUCCCACUCUCGGUGAGCAUAUCAUUAGAGGUGAACCGAUCAUGCCUGCAGCUGGUUACCUCGAAAUGGCGCUUGAAUUUGGAGCUUCAGCAUUAAUGAACGUUAACCUUCGUUCGAUCCUAUCCUUGUCCGCAGAAGCACCUAUCAAAGUCAACAUUAACCUUGAUGGGUGCUAUUGGACGGUUAAUUCCGGCACUUCAUCAUCUCACACUCGAAAGGACGCUGAGAUGGCUACGACAGAGAUUCUACAUGCCGAUGGAUACCUCUCCUUUGAGGAGCCAUCUCCUAGCAACACUGUAGACAUUUCUGCUAUUCGCCAGCGUUGCAACACCUACGUCGAUACUGAUUUCUACUCUUCGUUGUCGUACUUCUCGUCAUAUGGUCCUCAUCUGCAGCGUGUAACGAAUGCGUACCUCGGCUCGGGUGAGGCGUUGGUCUCUGUCAGAGGUUUGGAUGAAACACUGUCCCAGGAAGGAAAUUACGUUUUGCACCCCGCAAUUCUCGACGCCUGCUUUCACAUCAUGACUUACAGACCCUUCCACGGAGAUUUCAAUCCGAACGUCUACUACCUCCCGUCGUUCGUAGAUGCUAUCAUUCUGCAUCAACCCAGGCGGCCGAAAUAUUUCCCAGCGCAUGUCUAUGCCCAUGUUAAACUAACGCAGUGGACACCGGACUCAAUGUACUACAACAUCGUACUUGCGGACGAUUUCGGCAAGGGUCUAUGCACGUUGCAACAGUUCAAGAUGGCUAAGCACCGCAUCAACCCGUUACCUGAUAUCUCGCGACCGUUCGACAUCGUUCUGCAACCUGCUGUGCCACAAACUUUGUCAUCCGACUUGAGAGAAGUGCUCGAUAAUGGAUUUAGCAAGAGAAGGAUAUCUAUCAAGGGAGGAGAUGUGAAGGUUCAGGUCACUGAAUUCAAGCAUCUUUCUAUGGAAGACGGAUUGUCCUUACCGCAGGACGUUCAAUCUGCGUCCGAUGAAUUAGAGUAUGUCCUGCUGAAGAGUAGUCAGACGUUGCGGGGCGCUAUCUUAGCCCUUGGACCGACCAAACAAGUUGUGCGCCUCUUAGUCAUAAGUAGUGUGGAUGAAUUGUUCGGCGAAGUCAAGAACAUUCUCCGGGAGUUCCCAGACCUCUUCUUCGAGAUUUCCGUCACCGAUGCGCAGAAGUCGGAGCUCGUGGCUGUGGACUCUCGGAGUGGCAUUGUACGCGUGGCUGAAAUCGACUUGACUGAUUUGACGCGCCCACCCCGCAUCAAUGUUUUCGACUUCAUUAUCAUGCUCGAUAAGAUGAGCUUGGAGAUGAACUUCGAGGCAGUCAUUCAAACCUGCAGCCGACUCCUACUUCCUGGUGGUACCUUGGUCUUGACGGAGCUAGUGGGCAAAGCCGUAAAUGGACGGUCCCACAAUUUCCUGCAAGAUCUUGUCUCUCCUUCGUGGACUUCCCCAGAGUAUAUGCUCAGUCACUACCUUCGUUUGCUUCAGCAGGCCGGGUUCAUAAUAUUUAGCGCUCACUGCAUCAACGCUGCCACUGGGUCUCAUUUUAUCACUGCAGGUCAGCCUGAUCCGCGAGUGGAUGAUGAAGCAGGCCAGGCUCUGUUCGGUUCAUCGACUUCUCUCGUCUUUGAUUACAAGUUUGGUGGAGAAAUUGGAUUGCAACAGAAGCUAAGCCAGCUGGAUGUCACCCAGAAGUUGGCUCUAUGGAUUCUCGCUAGCGAGGGCUUAGACGGUGGUUCAGCGAUGGGGUUGCUUCGCGCCUUGAGGAGGGAGUAUCGUUCGUGGAAUAUUCGCCUGGUCAUAUUUCCAGCGCGGUACACCAAGGAGAUGCAAUUGAACUCACUGAGACGAUUGCCGAUCCACAUUCAAGAUGAGAUGGAGAUCGUGAUCUCUUCAGAAGGCGAGCCUGUGGUUCCUCGGAUACUUCCCUUAUCCCCAAUAGGCCCAUCCGUUUACAAUACCUCUUCAAGCAUCGCAGAUAGCCUCCCGCUGAAUCAUGUUAACGUAUCCGUCCAAUGUUCUUCUGCGCGAGGUGAUAUCUCAGGGUUCCUCGGUAUCGUCAUGGAGAGCAACGAUGCCCAAAUGAGAAGGGGAUCUUUGGUGGCGGGGCUGACGGCAGACGUUUCGCAACAGCUUUCAAUCGACGCAGAGUCAAUUCGUCCUAUCUCCAAUCACGUAGCGUGUUCUGGACCCGCCGCUGCGUCUUGCAUACCCGGAUUCACGACCGCGAUCGUAGCGCCAGGAAUUAGUACUUUCAAUCACCUUGACCGCUUGCGAUCGCUCCGCAUCCUCCUCACGCAUUGUGACACAGAUAUUGGAAUAGACGUCAGCUACGUCUAUUCCACGAAGGGUGUGAAAUUUACACAAACCACGGAGGAUGCCCGCCUCGUUGAUCUUGCAUGUUUGCGUGGCGGAGGUUUCGACUUGGUCAUCUCAGGCUACACCGACCUUCCGCAUCAGCAGGUGCUGAAGACACUGCUUAAACGAGGACGGGGCAGACUAUUCCUAUGGAAUGACGCUACGACAGGACUCAUUGGCAUUCGUGAGCAUGAUCCAUGUGGAUUCGGCGAUGCCCUCGGUUGUGCGCUUGAUCUCAUUGAGGAGCACAUGUCCACAAUGGACGUAGGGAUGCACCAGGUGAUUUCCACCGCUCCCAAGAGCAGUGCUUUAACAGUUGUUCCUACUCGGCGUACUCUAUUCGAUCCUGAGAAGACAUAUUUACUUCUCGGAGGAGUUGGCAGCCUCGGCGCGCACAUAGCGAUGAUGAUGUACGAGAGAGGUGCUCGCCACAUCAUCUUGACGUCUCGUUCUGGGGAGAAAAGCUUGCAGAGCCCAAAGAAACGAAGUCCUCGACGCCUGAUCAGUUAUCUCAAAGAACAGGAACAUCUGCACAUUCAACUUGAGGCAGUGGACGCGACCUCAGUAGCUGCCAUGCAAGCACUCAUUGCUUCCCUGCGCAGGCCACUCGGGGGGUGCAUGAUUUUGACGGCGGCAUUAUCAGAUGGCCUCUUUCAGCAUCUGACCGAAAGCGAUUUCACAACUAGCUUCGCUUCCAAAUCGGGUGUUUUAAACGUCAUGAAGGACACUGUGGAUAUCGCAAGUCUCGAUUUUGUGGUUGCCUUCUCCUCCGCGUCCGGACUUUUCGGUGUAGAAGGCCAAUCUAACUACGAUGCAUCUAACACUGCGCUGGAGGAAGCGCUGUCCAGCAUACCGAACGCAUUUUCCUUCAUUUGUCCGGGUAUCCUGGAUUCUUCGUUGAUGGCAGUUGGAGAUGAUCCCAGUAGUGGCAGUUUCGAACAUCUCGUAGAGUGGGCAUUGUCCACAGAAGACAUGAUUUGCUGGCUUGAAGAUGCGAUCUACAGGCAACUUGUCGGGCAGCGCUUCAAACGAUACAUCCCUGACCUAGAUUGGGAAGCCCUGGAUCGGACCCUUGGAAUGACCAAAAUCGGUCAGCAUGCUGUUCCGACGUGGACUACUACCCCUGUGUCCACUGCAGACCGUGCAGACGGGAUUGCCGAGGUGGUUCAGAAAGUGCUCAGCAUCCCGCCCGACGAUUUCUCUCCCGAAGUCCCACUCACGACGUACGGUCUGGACUCCUUAUCGGCUUCCAGACUGUCAUUCGUGCUGCGUCCGUUCGUCGAAGUCUCGCAGAUCCAACUAUUGGCAAACAUGUCCUUGCGUGAUCUGCAAGGGAAGGUCUCAGCAUCUUUGUUGCCGUCAGCUGCAGGGAAGCAAGAGAUCCGGAGGGAGCGCAGCGAGGCCGACCUUAUGAACGAAUUGGUUGCCAAAUAUACCCUAGACAUGCAUCCUCGCUCUACGGAAUCUGCGUUGCACUCUCCGCCACCUUCAGAGCACGUCGUCUUAGUUACAGGAACCACGGGAGCCUUGGGGUGUCACAUCGUGGCUAGGUUGCUCAGCAUGGAUGAGGUGAAGCGUGUGUAUGGAUUCAACAGGACGAGUACAACUGGCACCGCGCUAUGGGCGAGGCAGGCAGCAAUAUUUGCUGCUCAGGGACUUCCUUCAAGUCUUGUCGACUCUCCCAAAUUGACUCUGGUUGAGGGCGACCUCGCAGCAGAAGAUCUUGGCGUUUCAGGUGACAUCAUGGACAAGCUCGUGGCAGUUACACAUAUCAUUCACAACGCUUGGAAGGUCGACUUUGGAACGCCACUCGCCGGAUUUGAGGACCUGAUCAAGGGCACACGUAGACUACUCGAUCUCUCGACUCAGUCGACUUUGGAGAUACUACCGUCAAUCUCUUUCCUCAGUUCGAUCGGUGUCUACCAAUUUUCCGAUGGUUGUCCUCUUGCUCCAGAGGCACCUAUUCUGGACGCCGAAGUCGCUGCUCAAACGGGUUAUCUGGAGUCAAAAUGGGUAGGUGAACGCGUUGUCCAGAUAGCCGCAGAGAAGAUGUCACUGCGGACCAACGUUAUUCGAAUCGGACUGUUGACCGGAAGCGAUAAUGGCGCUUGGGAUACUGCCCACUGGCUACCAGCUCUCGUCCAGUCCGGACCACAUGUUGGCUGUCUGCCCGACGGUAACGACUUCAUAUCGUGGCUUUCCAUGGACCUUGCUGCGGCAGCAGUUGUCGACAUGCGCGACACUAUGGGCGAGACACUGCACCUCGUACAUCCACGGCCAGUCACGUGGGAUACCAUCAUGAAACCUAUAGCGUUCAUGCUUGCCGUCCCAUUGGUGCCAUAUCGCGAAUGGUUCGCUCGUCUGCAGAGCUCUGUCCUGGACACUGCCUCUGCGUCAAACAACUCCAAGGCAGGGGACCGAGUAAGCGGAUCCACGAUUGACGCGCUGAAGUUGAUGGAUAUGUAUCGGCUGGGAAUGAAGAACCUGAAUCCUCACAGGCGCACGAGCACGGAAAGCAUGGGCCUUUUACCGAAGGUCGCUUCGCAGAAGGCGUUCCACGCUUCUGCAACCCUUAUGGACGAGCGUUUGUGCCCGCCUCUCUGUCCAGGCGAUGCAAAUAAAUGGGUGCACUAUUGGCAGAGCAUCAACUUCCUGUCAGGACAGUAG